Molecule: messenger RNA, 22269 nt
Organism: Xyrichtys novacula (pearly razorfish)
Lineage: Eukaryota; Metazoa; Chordata; Actinopteri; Labriformes; Labridae
Source: the annotation of a GenBank genome assembly
GAAUUCAGAGGUAAGAUAGACAGAUAGGAGGUCUCUUCCUGAGUUGAGCUGAGUGAGUGCGUCUGUUCUCAGAAUAUGGACUAAAACUCAGUCUCUUCAGUUGUUCCUGAAUUGAACCACUUUGAAGGUAAGAAAAUUCUCUUUCUUUUUUUCUUCAUGUUUAUGUUCACAGCUCAUUUUUUACUCCUCUGUUUCUCUCCUUUUCGGGUUUUGCAUUCAAGCCUGCAGAGUGAGUUUGAGUACAGCUGAAUGGGAGGUAGAAAUGAAAUACCUGUGUGUGUUCUGAGUGAAAAACAGGUUAAGAAAAGAACAGAAAAAAAGACCUAAACCUGAUCCACUCUGUCUUUGACUCUAAAGCAGCUGUAUUCAGAUCUACAGGAUUCAGGUCCAGGACUCUGUGAAUGUGAGCUCUAAAAUGUGUGGUAUGCAGUGAGUCUCUUCAGGUCCCUGCAUGUGAAAAAAGCUGAUAAAGCCCUGAUACUCUCCCUCUGAGUCGCCCUGUGAGCUGUGCAGGAUUCUUGUGUGCUGAUGCAAAAGAGGCUCAAACACACGGAUAUUAAAACUUCACCAGAAAACAAGCUGAAUCAGAGCCAGAACUUAUAAAUGACUGUUCAUGACGAUGACGAAAACGCUCUGCAGGAUUAGAGAUGUUCCUCCUCGGUGCAUUUCCCUGAAGUCCCCUGAAUAACUGACCAGAUUAUUGACCGAGUUCAUCAGAGUGUGACUCUUUCUGUUGUGGCCUGGUCUAAUCUGGGUGUAACUAACAGUUCCUCCUUUUCAGUCAGGCUCAAAAAAAAAACUAGAAAGUCACACCAGCGGGCUGCAAAACCACCAAGAUAUGAAAGCAGCCAAGAGACUCAGAUGGACCUGAGAACUUCCAUCAAACUAUCUGAAUCAUGCAAAAGUAAAACGGAGUUCAUGCAUUUUUUAACAACACAAAAAUAAAACAGCUGAACUGAUACCUGAUACCACAGAGGUGUUGGUGAACAAAGAGUCUGUCUUCAUAGACUGGGUUAGCCUGAUUUAACUCAGGCAGCUGAGUGAAACACUUGAGGUCACAACCGGUAACACAAGAACAUGUAAAACAAAAAAAAGAAACAGCAGUCUCAGACAUCACAGAAAUACCUCUUUAACAUGUUUCAGAUUCUAAACUUUUCUCUGCUUUUUCCCUCUGAAAACUCUGAUUCAUAAAAUGUAAAUGAUGCACAUGGGUCAUUCCAUGAAAUCGGUGUCUUUUGUGUCCCCAAGAAGUAAUCAUUCAUAAAAUUAUGACAACAAAUUAAUAUGUAAUUUAAAAAUAUAACAUUACCACGUCUUCUCUCCUUAAUAUAACAUCAAAUUAAAGUCAAUUAAGUAUAAUUUUAAAUAAUUAAAAUUACUUUUAUGCUGAUGAGGGGGAGGUUUUUGGCCUGUCCCACACUACCAUUGCUGUACGUAUACAGGACUUUAAAUUUGUAAAAUGUUGGCAAAAUGUUAAAUUUUCAACUUAUUGGCGUCCCCUGAUUUCAUGUCAAUCCUGUUACCCAAGCUAAAAAAAACCCCAAAAAAUAAUGGUACAUUAUGAUUGACAGGAGGUUGCAUCCUCUCUGAGCCAGGAUGCUAACAGGUCAGUGAUAAUUAAGCUGCUCUCAUCUCUGAUGUGCUAUUUUUGAUGUUUUUUCAAGGUUUAACCAGGGGGGACAAGCAUACAACGCCAACCCUGUUUCCACUUUUUAACAUAUUAACCUAAACAAUUUUCUAUUUCUCAAAAUAUUAUCAAUAUCUACAAGUAAUUACCUUUCAAAGUACCUAGCUUGCACUUGAGCUAGCAUUUAUUUCAGAUAAUCUGCCACAGGCAGAUUAUCUUAAAAUGGUCAACCCUGUUAAUGUCAACCCUGUUACCUUUCCACAGUAACAGGAUUUGACAUGUGAGUAACAGGGAUGACAUAGAAUAGUGUUUACCCUCGUUGUACUCUCUUUAAAGGUUAACCUUUUAAAAUUAAAACAUUUCUAGGUCAUCAAGUGAACAUUAUUGAGCUAAUAAUUAUUUUUUGAUUGAUUGAUUGUUGUCAUUAAUUUCAUAAAAAUGUAAGCAAUGACAACUCAAAUGGGCGUUCAACACUCACUAUUAUAAUUUAAAUUACAUUAUAUUUUAGAUUGGGCCAUUUUUCAACAUUUCUCUUCUAAAAAUAUCUGAUGUAUGUUGAGAUGUGAUCGCCAUGCGAAAUUAGGGUAUAUUUGAUCAUCUGAAUAACAUACAUCUAAUUAGAGAAAAAAAUCCACAAAAUAAAAUAAUCUCAACUAAAGUACUGCUAAUAUAUAUAUAUAUAUAUAUAUAUAUAUAUAUAUAUACUGUAUAUAUAUAUCUAUAUGUAUAUAUAUAUAUAUAUAUAUUUAUAUACAGUAUGUGCCUCUUAUAUAUGUGCCUCUAGGAAAAAGCAGGUUUUGGAUCAGGGAAACAAAUAUGCCUUCAAAGAUGUCAAAGGAAAUGCUGAAGCUACCCAGAGACCCAUGAUACUCAGACAACCGCAACAUCAUGAAAAUCAUGUAAACAUGUUUGGUCAGGUGAAAAUCCCCCGGCGAUAGUGUUCAAGGGCUAGUGGCAUGUGAUUUAAACUCCCCUGAAAAACACUGAAAUGUCCCUUUAAUGAGGUUGUCUGCCAUACUGAGAUGUCACACAGAAAGCUGGUUUGCAUUGAAGCAGGUGGAGUCAGCACUUCCUUAUACCUGCAUGAGCAUUUCCAAAGUCUUGCUUUCUGGAUCUGAAUUUCAUGCAAGGAGGAAAAAAAAACAUUUCUGUACUCGGAAACUGUUUCAUGUCUGACUGGAAGUUUUGAAAGGAGGAAAAAAAGCCAAAUUGUGACAGAUAAAGCUGAGAAAUGUUGGGUAAUUCAUGCUGUCGACCACAAUCGGAAAUGACUGCAGGGUGUUCUCGUGUCUGUGCUUGAAGACAAGUUUUUUUGUGCAUUUUAACACCAUUCAGGGUCCUCCCAGACCAGCUCCAAAACACAUCUAUGAACUCUAAAAAACCCUGACGUCCUGCUUCUCUUUCCCCUCAUUCAACUUUCUGUUAUUUCACUCUGCUUUUUCAACACUAAGAGGAAAUAACCGAGCAUAUUACUGCUCAGCUAUUUCACACCCCUCCUCUCGGACUCUCACAUGGCUAAAAUUUCCACAGACAUGAGGAAACUGUCGUUUUAACUCUGAGUGUAAAAGGCAUCCAUGUUCCCGUCUGUAAAGUUCAGUGUUUGAAAAGUUUAGAUAACUGAGAGGAAGUAUGUCAGAGCAGGAAAUACUCUUUUCUGAUUGGCUGCUGAGGGUGAUAACACUUUUCUUGGUAUUUGUACAAAGUGAACGUGUUUAUUUACUGAAUUUAUUAGAGUUGUGUAAAAAUCUUGACCCACCAAAUCGAUUCUGACAACCCUGACAUCGGGAGCCGACUGUCGCCCAAACAGCUGAUCACUCUCUCGUCACUUUCUGUUUAUUUCAAUUUUAAAACAUUUGGUUAAGUUUUAAUCUGCCAGUACGGAGUCUCCUUUUUUACCACCUUCCUGGGACAGAGGUCAAAGUUCAGCUUUGUUUCCUCUCAUUCUUUAUAAAUUAAGAAACAGAUGUUUGGCAGCAGCUCUUGUUUAGAAAACUGGACCAGUUUCAGAUUCCACUGCAGCUGUACAGGGGCGUGUCCAGACUUUUGAACCUGGGCGGCUAAACCGAGGCAUUAAUAUAGAUGGGACUCUGCAUGUGUUCACUGUUUCAGUCUAAUGUCUAUAAACUGAUUUCAAACUGAUUUUGGAGUCGCUGUUUUUCUAGACCCAUUUGAUGUUUUUUCUUAUCUUUUUAGUUUUUUUGAUCUUUUGGUCAGAAACAUAGAGAAAAACAGAUACACUUUUUAGUUAAAAAAAAAAAACAACUGAAAUAUAUUGUAUCUUUUUUCUCCUUUUUCAUAGUCUGUCACAUCUUUUUUUCUUAUACUUUAACUUUACAAACAAAACAUACAUUCUAAACACAAAUAUGAGUCUGCAGUCCCACAAAAACAUACAAACAAGCCAGACUUACAUAAGUAAUAAUAAUAAUAAUAAUAAUAAUAAUAAUAAUACACCCUAGGAAGUCUACAUAGUAUACAUGUAUACAGUGGAAUACAGUAUCCUGCAUUAAAAACAUACAAAAAAUAAAUAUUAUGCAGAGGUAGGUAGUGUCAAUCUUUUACAUCCCGCAAUUAAGCUAGGAAUGGGCCACAUAUUUCAUUAAACAGAUCCUCCCUACCAGCUUCUCUUUAAGAGAGCCACUCAUAGCCUGCCUUUGAGCUCAGUACCUCUAUCCACUCCCUAAAAUUGGACAAGGUAGAUGAUUUCCAGUGCCGUAAAGUUAUCCUGCACCCCAUAAACAUAACUAAAUGACACCAUGAUUUUCUGCAUUUUGAAAUAUGAAUAUUAUCUGGUAUUUAUUAGAUAGUUUUGUAAUCAAUGAAAUGACAUUCGUUAGGGGAAGGAGAAAAAAUCAAUUCACUUAAGUAUCGUGAUUUUUUGUUUUACAAUUGUUUUUUUCUUUCAAAUUUAAGAAUACAUUUUUAAAUUGACUCGCAUGUGAUGUGUAUUUCUGGGGAAAUAUGGUUCCUGGAAAAGUCAGUAGACAAUCAUAAUCAUUCAACUGUUUCUCUGGUGUUAAAAAUGCAGACUAAAAAUGUGAGAACAUCAACAAUAUCGUAGGAUCGCAAUUUUAAAUCAAAUUGGCAUCCAAAAAAUCGUACGAGAAUCAAAUCGGGAGAAAAGCACAACAUCCCAGCCCUAUCAUUUAUCCAUGUUAGCUAAUCAAUAUUGUUGCAUGUUAAUCUAUAUCAAUUAGAAUCAAUAUUGGAUCAAACUUUGACCCAAAGAUUCAGAGGAAAUUGAACAAGAUCAUGAGGGUUCUGACGAUACCCAGCCCCAAUUUGUGAUUGAAAAAACAAGAUAUGGCACCACUAACACAACAUACCCAUCUGUAAGCCAGUUAAGUGAUGCCCCUAAUUACACCCAACUCUUCAAAACCCACAAGUAAUAUUUAUAAAUAUAUAUAUUUUAAAAAGUGUGUAUGAAUAAAUAACUGAGGGGCUCAAUAAAUAGAAAAUAAAGUAGACUUGUUCGAUUCCUACACCUUAUAUAAACAUUUUAAUAUCAGCUUCAGUUAGGUUUUCUUGAUUUUGGACACACCCUCUAGUGGACACUUUAGGAACUGCAGUUUUUCUACACUCUAGUGAUGGCCUCAUCUUUUUAACAUGGAUAGUUAAUGCCUAAAAUAAUCCUGAGUUUGAAAGUUGUUUCAAAGUUUUGAAGGCUUUAUCGAUAAAAACAAGAAACUGUUUUAAUGAUGUGGUCCAAUCUGAAAUUAUCCAGAACUUUUUGUUCCUGGAUCCAAAAGGUUCCUUUAGCCUGUUGUUGUCCUGAAGAAGCUGAGGGAAAGUUCUCGUCUUAACCCAUUUAAUCACCAUUUUUUAAUGUCAAACUAAAGUCGGUCUUUCGUUCCCUGCAGAUGAGCGACCAGGACAGCAGCAGCUCCUCCUCUCAGACAGAAGGAGAACUGGAUGGAGAGAUGGACGAGGAGACAAACGGAGAGAUGGAGAAGGAGGAAGAGGAGAAGGAGGAGGUGAAACACAUAGACAAUCCGAUCCCGAGUCUGUCCAGCUUCUCCUCGUCUCUGCGCGCCGUCAUCCGCAUCAAACAGAAGUACCAGGCCAUGAAGAAGAGGCGUCUGGAGCUGGCCAUGGUAGGAGGAGGAACCUACACGGGGGCGCCAGUCAAAACCAGCCCCAAAAUCUUCACCUUUGACGGCGCAACCCCCUUUUCCUUCUCCAACCAGACCUCCCUCCAUCAGAAGAAGAAGAGGAGGAGGAGGAAGAGGGUUUUGUUUCCAAAUAGAGGAGGCUGCAGGAGUCCGCCCAGGCAGGACCACAGCCGAGCCAAGUACUGCCUCUACCUGCUGUUUGCCAUCGUCUUUAUGCAGGUAACCAGAUCCACCUCAGAUCCACCACCUCAGACUGGCAGAGAUCGAGGCCCUUCGUGUAAAUACUUGUUCUGCUUUCUGCCGAGUCAGCUCUGAGAAAACAUGGUAAUACUACGUGUUGAAAUACUUGUGGGAAGAUUAAAAUUACUCGGAUUUCACUGGAAGAAUGUGGGGAGAUUUGACUGGAGAUAAUUUCACCACAUUUCCCUCAAACAGGGGAUCUGUGGUUGAGUUUGUAUUCUUUAGAAAACACGAUCAGCAGCCAGAGAGGAACGAGAGGAGAGAGGUCAGAGGGUCAUGUUUAAUUUAAACUGAAGUUUUUAUUCUACAGAAACGGUUGAUUGUUUCUCCGCUAAUAUCUGAUUAUCAUUCUUCCUCACUUCGUCUCCAGUUAAACAACAACAAUAAUAAUAACAAUAAUAUUAACUUUAUUGGUAUAGCACUUUUAAAAAUAGAGGUUUACAAAUUGCUUUGACAAAUAGUCACAAAGCCCAUAGAAAACAACAAAUAAAAACAAAAAGCUCACUUAAAACAGAACUGAAGGCCAUUUUCAUGCCAUAAGGAACCCAGAAAAUACAAGAACCAUACAACAUAAAAUGAGACCAUGAGGACCAUAAUAAAAACAUAAAAUAGUUAAGAAAAUAGAAAAUGCAAUUAAAAGGGGUAUUAUCAUUGUAUUAUGAAUGAUAAUACAAUGAUAAUAAAAUAAUAGCAGGUAAUACUGAUAAUAAUAGUAAUGAUAAGAUAGAGCAACAGAAAUGAGUGAGAGAUAAAACAAUAAAAGGCCUAAAAGGUUAAUUAAAGGUGGGGUAGUCAGAAUCUGGGGAAGUUCCAUAUUUUAGGAGAAAUCUUGAAUGUAAACUCCCCUCCCAACCAGUUUUCCCCCCAGCUCCUCCUCUCCCCUCCCUCUCUGCUCCAGCAAGCCCCGCCCACAAACAGACGCUCCUGCUCACUUGUAUCGUUCCAAUUAAAUUCAGAUAUAAUGCAAAUAAAUACUUCAGAUAAUUACAAAUGGGGCCCAGUCAGCGUUAAAGUAAAAAGUGUAGUGAUUUGAAAUGAGCCUCAUACGGUCGCACCAAAGUAUAUGUAGUGAUUUGAAAUGAGCCUCAUACGGCCGCACCCAAAAUAAUACUUGGCGAUUGGAAUUUAUAAUAAAUGUCUGAAGAUUAAUAAUCUCAAAUUAUGACAUUUAUGCACUCGUUGAAAGGGGCACCACCCACCCUUAAUGGUGGGAAAAUAAAGAAAACAAAAGUUUAAUUCAGAAAUCAAACAUCAAGUCAGUUUUAAUUAAUCAGUCUUAAUUAAUCAGUCUUAAUUAAUCAGUCUCAUAUCUUAAGUCGAAAUUCUAAUUUCAGGGACUCCACUUCUGGAAGAACACUAACAGACCAGAACUUAGAAAAAUAAUUAUCUGUUUAUUACAGGAUAAAUGAUGGUACAACACACAUGCAAUAAAUGAUGAUAAGAUAAUGAGGAUAAAAUAAUAAUAGGUGAAUAAAUAAAGAUUCUGAGUCAGGCUAGGAGCACUAAAGUUAAUGAUAGUGAGUGAAUAUGCGCUAACAUAUUAACCUACACUAACUUUAGUGUCGAGAUAAACUCGGAUGUGGAUUUGGAGGAAUCUAAGAUUACCAGAAUAAGAGGAUAUCUGAGUUGAACGCAGGAGACAGCACCAGCCCUCUUUAGAGCUCUGGAGGUUUGCAUACUUAAGUGAGACUGGUCCUUGGAGAAGAUGGAGCAGGUUCCGAAGGUCCGGGCUACUGGCGGUUCGAGCGGUUCAGCUCAGAAGACGACUGAAGUCAGCCGAAGGAUGAGCCAGGAGUUGCAGCACUCAGGCCCGAAGCAAAAACCAGCGCCUGUGGAUCCUGUGGAUGCUCGUUUGGGUACUUCUUUAGUCUCACUCAAAAACUCUGGCACAGAGGAUGACCUGGGCCUGUUGGAUUGCGUUCGGAGGUGACUUUGAAAUCACGCAGAAAACUCAGAAAAACGAGGCUCGAAGAGCAGAGAAAACUUUCAAAAAUGGCUUCGCGAAAUUAAAGAAAAUCAAUCAAAGGCUUAAUCUUGAAUUGCUAUGUGCACAAAAAGUUGAAGUUUCAAAACUUGAACUAAGACGAUGUUAAAGAAAAAUCAACGUGAAUCAACACGUGGCGUAAAACUUAGUAGACCAAGAAAAAGUUCUAAGAGAAAACAAAGAAACGCACCACAGAAGGGUGUGGGCAGAAGAGAAGGGGCAUAAGAGCCGGGGACAAGAGAGUCAGCAGAAGAGCAGAAGCAUAAGAGAGAUAAGAGAGUUAAGAGACAUAAGAGAGAGUGAGCAACCCGACUUCACUGGUUUUAUCUUCUUCACACUGGGAGUGGCUCCGGCGUGUGUGUGAGGAGACAGAGGAGGGGUUGUGUGGUCUUUGAUUAUUUGAUCUAACUUAUUCUUUUGGCUGGUAAAAGAGUCAGAUCUGAUACUCACUCACUAUGAUUAAUAUCAUUGAAUGCUUGGUUUCAUGACAAAUAAUUUGACACUAAACACAUAUGAAUGAAGUGUAGGAUCACAUCAAACAUUCUCAUUAUGUUUAAAGUAUCACAUUGAACAUGCUAAAUUACUCUGAAAUGAAACAGAUAGUAACACAUGGAAACUGUGAACAACAAAAGCGUAAACACAUGUGAAUGAACUUCAUCAUGAUUAAUAAUGGAUUCUAAAUACUCACAUUAAGGUUAUUCAAUGACAUGAUAACCACCUAAUGGUUAAAAAUACUAAAUAAACAACUACAAUAUAAACCAAACAUUUCUAAACUGUUUCUGUUACCUAGAGUUAAGUUAUGAUUCAUAGUCGAUAAAUUUAACUCUUAAAAGUUCAUGAAACAGUCUGAAAAGCUGUUGGUCUACAGAAACUAAAGAGCGAUAACUCGGCUUCUGGAGCACAUAGAAAAACGGGAAACAUCUCAUUUUAACACAAAUUUCAUGAUUAGACAGAUUAGUACAUUGCUGAAUGCAUAAGAUGUCAGGAUCAGUCAUUUGUAUUCUUUCACCAAAGGAAUGUAGUCUUUAUCAGUGCAUGGUCGAGCAGGGUUUUACGACCGAGGUCUGGAGGUCAGUGUCCCCCCCCUUUUCCUGGGGUCCGUAUGUUCACACACUUUAAGACGCUUAAUCUCAAAUGGGAGAUCUGGGUUAAGGUUAAUGUUUAUUUAGAUGGUCAGCAAAUGGAGUCAGUUUGAAAGGUAAUAAAAACUCUGUCUCUGUUCGCCGAACUGACCAAUCCUGAAGAGUCAGAGGUUUAGUCAACCUCCGGUUGGGUCACUUAUUUAACCUGAAAGUGCAAACACGUCUGGAAAGAUUUAUAUCCUGUUUCCUGGGACCAGAUAAGGAAACUUUCCUGUAAGGAAUGUGUGGGUUUCACAUCCAGGGUUGUCUUGAUUGCUACAGUCCCCCCUUCGUCACGGUGGUCCUGUCCAUGGAGCAUCGGGACGACGAGUAGACAACCAUGAAGCAGCAGCAGCAGCAGCAGGUGUAUGCAAAUAGGACUGAUGCGUCUCGUCAUCACUAUGUGAAUCACUAGUACUGCUUUGAGAUAAAAUUAAGCAUGCAUUAAGCUAUCAAAUAAAAUAGUCUUGUUGUUAGACUUUUCUCAGUUAACUAUUGGUAGACUAAUGUGAAAGAAAAUCUCCUAAUUUUUAGUAUUAAUGAGAUUUAGAAAAGCACUCUUUAGUCUGAAUGCUAACUGGAUCUAAGGCUAUAGCUGUUUUUCAUGCUUGCUGGAGAAGUCUGAAAGUUCAAUUUCAGUUUCAAAAAUGGUUAAGACUUAGGUGGAAAAGAAAGGUCUGCUAUAGACAUAUUAACCAUCUGUGUAUGAGCAUAGUCAACCUGAAUCACAAACAUCAAAAGUUUACUGCACAGAGUUUCUCUUAAACUUUGUUAAACUUGGGGAUGAUGCUCUUAUUGGUUUGACUAAUUGUCUGCUGUUGAGUCUGAAAUUUGUCAAUCUGAGUCUUAAUGACAGAAAUUUCAGGUUUUAAUCUGUUCAUGGGAUAUUUGACAGCUGACAAGCUGACCAUAUUGACAGAGGAGAGACAAAUGCUAACAAAGAAAGCAGCAACUGGGAUUGCAGUCAUCAAUGUAUCACCACAGCAUUUGGAUAUCUUAUUGGAGUCAUUUAGCUUUGGCUAGGUGACUUCUGCUUUCGCAGGACUCACACCUUCAUGGCUCCGCAGUGUUAAUCUCAGUGGUUAGCUGAGUAGUCAUGUUUAUUCACCUUCAAAGUGGAUGAAACCGAUUGAGGUGGAUAAUAAGAUCGUCGUUUCCGAGAGUGUAAUUUACUCUGAUUCUGCCGGUCAUUCACCCCCCUUUGGCGGUGUUGAUGGUUUUUCCUUUGUCUGGGAUAAAACCCAUCGUGACGGGAGUCUGAAUAACAACAGUUGGUCUCAAAGUUUACCGGGCAUUGGUCUGUGUCAGACCUGGGCCUUGGUGUGUAACUUUGACCUUUGUGAGUGUGUUGAGGUCGAAAAGGUUUUGGAGGCCUGGUUAACCACUCAUUUGGAGGCUUAUCGGAGCCUGAAAAUACACAAUCUGAAGCUUCGUUCAGCUCCAUGGGCAGUGAUUUUGUCUCCAUAGCCAACAGAGUAACAGGCUCUGCUUUCUUAGCCAAAGUUUGUCGUUGUUUGGCAAAACCUUUUACAGCAAGUUCACGAAGCUGUCGGCUAGUCAAAGUGUUUGGACAAGCUAAGACGCCAAGGUGAUGACUGGUGGUAGGGUGGAGGUUCUGGACGAACAGCGUUUUGAAGUUCAAGUCCUCCUCCAUUUCUGGUUCAUUUCGGAAACCAAAGUAAGCUUCGCGUAAGCGGUUGUAAUAUUGUUGGGGAGGUUCUGAUCUCCCUUGUUUAAUAGACAGAGCAGCAGAAAGGCCUGUCUGGGUCAAAUGAUCAGAAAACUCUUCAAUUAAUGCUUGGCAGAGCAAGUCAUAAUUAUUUCUGACAUGAUAAGGCUGUCGUUCAAGGAAACUGCUAACCUCUCGACUUGACGUUGCCUUAAUAAGGUAGAUCUUGUCAUCAAUGGUUGCACCUGGAAAUUUCCUCAGGUAAAAGUCAAUGUCUUUCAAGUAGGUGCAGGUGUCAGUAGCACCUUGGUGCUCAGGUUCAAAGCGUGCUAUGUUGCGAGCAAUUUUGUCAAGAUCCCUAUCUGAGGGAGAUGGUAAGGAGCUAUCAUGAGGAGGAGAGUAGGACUCUUGGUUUAAGGAUGACCUCUCAGGGUCAAGCAGGGUCCUGUCAUGAUGCUGAGAGAGAUACUUAAGAGUUGGUUUGGAAGGAAGUGAUGGCGCUCUCUCAGGAGGCUGAUCACCUAUCAUUUCUUCAAGAAACGUUUGCUCCAUGCGUUCUCUUUGGACUCGACCUGACUGGAGGGAGCAUUGUAACUCUCUUUGGGCAUCUUCAAGUUCUUUGUCUGUCUUUUCUCGCUGUUCUUGACAAAGAAUUAACUGUCUUUGAGCUAUCUGGAGCUGGUGCUGUAAGGUAGAAGUUUGCUUCUCCUUAACUUCAAGAGCUUCAGCACGCACUUUGACCAGUGCUUUCAAAGCUUUUACAUCUUCUGUUGCUUGCUCUAGUAGGGAUUCUGACUGUAUCAGAUCCUCUGUGGUCUUAGCAAGCUGCUUAUUUGUGUCAUCAAGUUCUUUCUCCUUUUUGUAAAGGGUUUCAUUAACUCUUUCAAUCUUGUCUUUGAGAUCAAGAUUUUCUUCAUGACUUAUCAGUGAGGGAAGCUUUGACGCUUCACAUCUGGCACUGUGUUUUUCUAAAACACUUAGAGACUUCUUAGUCUCUUCUAGCGUCUUUUCAGAGCGCUAUUUUCGUCUUUUUGCGCCUUUAUCUUUGCUAAAGCGCAUUCCAGCAAGUAGUCUUUAUACUCAAGCUGAGAAGACAUCACGACAGACAUGCAUCUAGUGAGCUCUUUGUCACGAAGUGUCGUGGUUAAAGCUGUUUCCAGUAAGUCAGCCAUUGCAUCCUCCGGAUUGGAGGGUUUGGCCUUUUGAAUCUUAGUCAUAUACUGAGGUAUCAGCUGACUAGUCAAGUUUGCCAACACUGUGUGUAUGUCCCUCAGGGGGUCUCCCUGGCUGGACUCUUUUGUGUUAGGCAUGUUUGGUUUUGGUAAAGAGGUGAAGGUGGUUGGUUGAUGAGUUUGAGUUGACUUAAAAUGAAAGGAAGAAGCAAAAUAUCAAAUUAAGUGGGUUAAUCGACUUAAUUUAUCAGUGCUUGAUAAAGAGGAAGAGCCUAUCUGAGUAGAUCUCUAAUGGAGAGAAAAACCAUAAAGUUAAAUUCAUUUCAAUGAAAAUUGAAAUAAAACAAGGUGAAAUAAUGUUAAAUUAAAUUUAACAUCAGAUACAGAACCAUUGAAUAAAUGGUUCAAUUUGUCUCUGUGUUGCAGAGAUCAGCAAAGCUUAAAUAAACUGCCUGGUGCAGUUGGAUGAAUUUGAAAAAUCAAUGAAAUUGUCAAUUUAAGGAAUUAACUCUGAAGUUAAUUCACAAAUUGCAAUAAAUCCAAAGGUUCAACUACCAAAUCCAUCUGGAAUGUUAAAAGAAAUUUCAAAUAUUAAUUAAUUUGUUCAUUAAAUUAAUUAAUCAAUCUUAUGAGGAGGGUUAAUACAGUCAUGUAUUAUAGGGAACAGUAAAACUGCUCAAUGGUGUGAUAAGUAACAACAGAUCAGGUGAUUGAUUCAAGGAGUUACUUUAUCAAUACAUUAUGUAGGCUCUUAUAACAAAGAUAAAAAUCAAAAAUCAAUGAUCAAUGAUUUAGAAUAAGCACAUCAAACUUCAUCAACCAAGUCAAUCACUUGAAUUAUGUCUGUAGAGUGUUACACACUGACUACAGAGAGGCAGUACAGCUGGCUGAUACUGCAGGCAGAUAAUAGCAGUGUUAGCUCAAUACCAAAAGCAACCAUGUGGGGCAGUAUGGAGUUGGGGUAACUGCACAAGCUCAACACAAGUGGAGAAGAAGAAGAAAAGAGGAAACAGUCAUCCAACUAGCCUCUUGUGGCUGUGAGGAGUUGGGAAGUGUGCAGGAAGGGGCCUUUAGGCUCUGCCUCCUUGAAGGGCCUUAUCUGCUUAAGGUCAAAUGGUCAGUCUCUCCACUGACAACAAAGGGUUAACAUUUCACAGCAGGCUGCAUCUGCACCCUCAAACAUAGAACUUUCCACCAUCUGCUCAGGCAGAUUGGUUCAAUAAAAUCAUUUACAGGAACAAGAAUCAAAGUGGCAAAUCCCUCAACAGCAGAUUCAACUGCAGACUUAAAAAUCACAAAUGCGGCGAUUUGUGAUCACAAAUUUUAUCUGAAUUCAUUCAAACAACAACCUCCCACUGUUACAGUGGUUUCCUGUGACAGUUAGCUUAUCUGUCAGGGGAAAGGAGGAAAUCUAAAUCCCAUAUAGUUACUAGAACUUCAUAGCAGACUAUAGUGACAAGAAUCAAAGUGACAAAUCCCUCAACAGCAGAUUCAACUGCAGACUUUAAAAUCACAAAUGCGGCGAUUUGUGAACACAAAUUUUGUCUGAAUUCAAUCAAACAACAACCUCCCACUGUUACAGUGGUUUCCUGUGACAGGUAGCUAAUCUGUCAGGGGAAAGGAGGAAAUCUGAAUCCCAUAUAGUUACUAGAAACUCGUAGCAGACUACAGAGACUUCAGGGGCUUGAAACCACAGCUCGGAGCAUCGCGAACACUGGGUUCAGCCAAAGGCCUUAAAUACAAGCGUACGGCGACGCAACAAUCGUGCACUUAAAUAUUGGACAGUCUAGACAGAGCAGAAGAAGCAGUCUCACUGCUACUCAGAACAACAUUUCACGCUGUCCAGCUCAAACACAGACUACAGGCAUGUAGUACAAAAGUGUGUGAAACACAGAGCAUAAAGGUUUUAUGCAUAGAUCAGGAAAACAUCAGAACUUAGUCAAGCAACUUCAGCAAGCAUAGCAUUUAUUGUGAUUAAGUCUAGGAUAGCCUGGAAAUAAGUUUCUCUCAUCAAUUUGGAAGGCUAAGUUUUAGGUUGUCUGUUAGUAUCCAGAAGUUUUGUUUGAAACGCCUCACGCAGGGGCACCAAAAUAUAUGUAGUGAUUUGAAAUGAGCCUCAUACGGUCGCACCAAAGUAUAUGUAGUGAUUUGAAAUGAGCCUCAUACGGCCGCACCCAAAAUAAUACUUGGCGAUUGGAAUUUAUAAUAAAUGUCUGAAGAUUAAUAAUCUCAAAUUAUGACAUUUAUGCACUCGUUGAAAGGGGCACCACCCACCCUUAAUGGUGGGAAAAUAAAGAAAACAAAAGUUUAAUUCAGAAAUCAAACAUCAAGUCAGUUUUAAUUAAUCAGUCUUAAUUAAUCAGUCUUAAUUAAUCAGUCUCAUAUCUUAAGUCGAAAUUCUAAUUUCAGGGACUCCACUUCUGGAAGAACACUAACAGACCAGAACUUAGAAAAAUAAUUAUCUGUUUAUUACAGGAUAAAUGAUGGUACAACACACAUGCAAUAAAUGAUGAUAAGAUAAUGAGGAUAAAAUAAUAAUAGGUGAAUAAAUAAAGAUUCUGAGUCAGGCUAGGAGCACUAAAGUUAAUGAUAGUGAGUGAAUAUGCGCUAACAUAUUAACCUACACUAACUUUAGUGUCGAGAUAAACUCGGAUGUGGAUUUGGAGGAAUCUAAGAUUACCAGAAUAAGAGGAUAUCUGAGUUGAACGCAGGAGACAGCACCAGCCCUCUUUAGAGCUCUGGAGGUUUGCAUACUUAAGUGAGACUGGUCCUUGGAGAAGAUGGAGCAGGUUCCGAAGGUCCGGGCUACUGGCGGUUCGAGCGGUUCAGCUCAGAAGACGACUGAAGUCAGCCGAAGGAUGAGCCAGGAGUUGCAGCACUCAGGCCCGAAGCAAAAACCAGCGCCUGUGGAUCCUGUGGAUGCUCGUUUGGGUACUUCUUUAGUCUCACUCAAAAACUCUGGCACAGAGGAUGACCUGGGCCUGUUGGAUUGCGUUCGGAGGUGACUUUGAAAUCACGCAGAAAACUCAGAAAAACGAGGCUCGAAGAGCAGAGAAAACUUUCAAAAAUGGCUUCGCGAAAUUAAAGAAAAUCAAUCAAAGGCUUAAUCUUGAAUUGCUAUGUGCACAAAAAGUUGAAGUUUCAAAACUUGAACUAAGACGAUGUUAAAGAAAAAUCAACGUGAAUCAACACGUGGCGUAAAACUUAGUAGACCAAGAAAAAGUUCUAAGAGAAAACAAAGAAACGCACCACAGAAGGGUGUGGGCAGAAGAGAAGGGGCAUAAGAGCCGGGGACAAGAGAGUCAGCAGAAGAGCAGAAGCAUAAGAGAGAUAAGAGAGUUAAGAGACAUAAGAGAGAGUGAGCAACCCGACUUCACUGGUUUUAUCUUCUUCACACUGGGAGUGGCUCCGGCGUGUGUGUGAGGAGACAGAGGAGGGGUUGUGUGGUCUUUGAUUAUUUGAUCUAACUUAUUCUUUUGGCUGGUAAAAGAGUCAGAUCUGAUACUCACUCACUAUGAUUAAUAUCAUUGAAUGCUUGGUUUCAUGACAAAUAAUUUGACACUAAACACAUAUGAAUGAAGUGUAGGAUCACAUCAAACAUUCUCAUUAUGUUUAAAGUAUCACAUUGAACAUGCUAAAUUACUCUGAAAUGAAACAGAUAGUAACACAUGGAAACUGUGAACAACAAAAGCGUAAACACAUGUGAAUGAACUUCAUCAUGAUUAAUAAUGGAUUCUAAAUACUCACAUUAAGGUUAUUCAAUGACAUGAUAACCACCUAAUGGUUAAAAAUACUAAAUAAACAACUACAAUAUAAACCAAACAUUUCUAAACUGUUUCUGUUACCUAGAGUUAAGUUAUGAUUCAUAGUCGAUAAAUUUAACUCUUAAAAGUUCAUGAAACAGUCUGAAAAGCUGUUGGUCUACAGAAACUAAAGAGCGAUAACUCGGCUUCUGGAGCACAUAGAAAAACGGGAAACAUCUCAUUUUAACACAAAUUUCAUGAUUAGACAGAUUAGUACAUUGCUGAAUGCAUAAGAUGUCAGGAUCAGUCAUUUGUAUUCUUUCACCAAAGGAAUGUAGUCUUUAUCAGUGCAUGGUCGAGCAGGGUUUUACGACCGAGGUCUGGAGGUCAGUGUCCCCCCCUUUUCCUGGGGUCCGUAUGUUCACACACUUUAAGACGCUUAAUCUCAAAUGGGAGAUCUGGGUUAAGGUUAAUGUUUAUUUAGAUGGUCAGCAAAUGGAGUCAGUUUGAAAGGUAAUAAAAACUCUGUCUCUGUUCGCCGAACUGACCAAUCCUGAAGAGUCAGAGGUUUAGUCAACCUCCGGUUGGGUCACUUAUUUAACCUGAAAGUGCAAACACGUCUGGAAAGAUUUAUAUCCUGUUUCCUGGGACCAGAUAAGGAAACUUUCCUGUAAGGAAUGUGUGGGUUUCACAUCCAGGGUUGUCUUGAUUGCUACAAAAGCAUUGGUGCUACUGUAGAUGACAACAGACCCCCAGCAAACACAAUGUUUGCAGGACUUCUACAACUAGGAUAAAGUGACAUAGUCCAGGACCAGAGGUCAACAGUUUAACGGCACUACAACAUGCUAGAGCAGGUCCUGCUUGACAAGAAACACUUCUGUUACAGACACUUGGCUUACUUUGUUAAAGCGGUUUACCUGUCCAGCAGAAAGGUUACAGGGUCACGAAGAUCCCGAAGCGUCCCCCAUCAUUGUUGACCCGGCUUUUUAGCUCUUGUCCGGUCUAUGUCCAUUUUAAGCGCCCGUCAUUCCGUCAGAGUCUCCGGUAUUUACUUUGUUUUCUUGCUUGUGUUUGCAGUCGUGGCUAAAGGAGGAUUCAGACAAUUUUCUGUACUUUCUGGUUGGUUUCUACUGUCUGAUAUUGUAGCACGCUAACUUUGUUUGGGCUCCUGAACGAAACGGGGGAGCAGCGUCUGCCUCACAACCUAGCAGGAUGGGGGAGGUGGAGAACGGCUUUGUUUACAGUCGGAAAGAACGGAGCGCUCUGAAAUUUUAAAAUGUUGACUACACAGACAUAACAAAACACAGCGAUAUAAUCAUAGUACCAAAUGUCAUCAAUAACUAAUAACUAUUGACUAAUACUAAAAGCUUUCUUGUAUAUACACCACAAAAAAAGAUGCGUCUUUAACAGAAUCCUGCCUACCGCCUUUAGAUUUGAGUUUCAAAUUUAAAGGUAAAUAACAGAGGGUGAUAAAUAUGUUCCCUCAUCUCUAUCAUCUCUCCUGUGAAUCAGCGGGUUGUAAAUAUAGACUUAACCUUUGACAUGCUGAGUCAGGUCUGAUCCUUCAGAGCAGAAAUAACAAAAGUCAAAGUUCAUUCAGACCUGAGGAGGAGGAUCAUUCAUCAUCAGGACUGAGAGACGCUCUCACGCCUCAUCUCUGACUGUCUCUCGCUCUCAGAGCCUCUGAGUGAUUUCAUCCUGCCGUGACGGACUUCUGUCAGUGAACGCAGUGUGAUGUUUUUUUUUUCUCUUUCAAACAUAAACAAGAGUGUUUCCUGCUGCAGCAGCUGAGCGUGCUCAGACCUUUCCUUCUCUAAACAGUCCAUAGAUUUGAAGGCUGAAAUCUUUAUCCAUUUAUUUAUUUAUAUCAGGACAGUCAAACAUGUUUAAAACAGACGGUGUGUACACAGGGAGUUUUGUUUGUGCUCGCCAGUUACACUUCUUCUCAGUCUUGGUGUUCACGUCUGCAAAAGUCAAACAGCUUCUGGAAAACAUGUUCUGCUUUAUUCUGAUGCGAGGAGCAGCUGGAGCUUCUCUUCUGACAGACAGAGUUCAUUGAUAAAAACAGACGUUUGUCCUCACAGAGGACAGAGGACUGGAGCUGUCUCUUCUCGGUUUACUCUGAAAGUCCAAUGAAUGAUUGAUUGAUAAAUGAAUGAUUUAGUUUUUUGUCCUCAGGAUCUGGUCACAUUUCUUGUAUUGGCACAGAGUUUUACACUGAAACGACAAUGUGUUUUGAUGAACCACAGAUGAAUUACUGAGUCCAUAUUUUGAGAUUUUGUCAUGUUAUUAGAGGUGGACACAACAUUUGACAUACUUGGACAUGAUAUAUGAGGAGACUCUGCUCAGGAUGUGUCCUCCUGAGAAACGUUUAAAUAAAUCUGUUAUGAUCCUACAAGAGUUACUAAAGAGCUGCAAAAGAAAAAUGUAUAUAUAUUUUUAAAUUCUGUCUUAUUUUUAAAAAUUCUGAGACCAAAUUCAGUGAUCUGAGGUUUAAAUCAGAGUCCUGAUUUAUGUCUUGAAAUUCUGAAUAAAAUCUUAGAAUUUAAAGAUUAAAAAUCAGGAAAUUAAGAAAAUAAUUAAAAUUCCAACUGUAAUCUCGACAUUCUGAGAAAAGUCAAAGUUUGGAAAAAAUUUAGAAUUUAAAAUAUUUUUCAGAAUUCAGAAAUUAAAUUCACAAUUCUAACUUAAUUACCAGUUUUCUGCACUUGAUCUUAAAAUUCUGAGGGACAAGUCAGAGUUCGGAGAUAAAACAGAAUAUUCUCAAAUAAAAAUUAUUCUGACUGCAAUGUCAGAAUUCUGUGCAAGAUUAUAAUUUUGAAACAGUUUCAAUUUUUGACUUUGAUCUCAAAAUUAGAAAUCCAAUCUCAGAAUUCUGACUUUUAUUCUGACUGGAAUCUCAGUAUUCUGAAAAAAAGUCUCUGAAAUUAAGAAAAUUUACUUUUUGAAACCAUUGGAAGUCCAAAUUUGAGAAAAAGUUGGAGUUAAUUUUAAUGUUGAAGUUAAAUUUUAUAAAAAGUACAUUUUUCAGAAUUCUUUAAUUACUCAGAAUUUUGACUUUGAAUAAAUGUAAGAAAGUCUGACACACAAUAACACAAACAACAACAGACCAACAACUCCCAUGUUUGUUUGGUAAACCGGUUUUAUAACAAAGAGGUGGAGUCCAACAACUAACCGUUAACAAUACGUGUCCUAGUUUCGGUUUCUGUAGGACUCUGUCUUAACCUGUCUCAAAUCCUUUAUUUACAGAGCAAGUAUGUAGACCAGGUUAGAGCAAUUAACCAAAACAUGACCUAGUUUGGAUCACCUAAUUUACAUCUAGAUCCUUUCUUCCAUCCAGGUGUACAACGCCAUCGAGAACCUGGACGACCACGUUCUGCGCUAUGACCUGGAGGGACUGGAGAAAACUCUAAGGAGGGAAGUUUUUGGACAGCAGGGGGCGGUGGAGGGUUUGCUGACCCACCUGAAGGACUACCUGUCCACCUACGUCCACAACAAACCUCUGGUGGUGUCGCUACACGGUCCCAGCGGCGUGGGGAAAAGCCACCUGGGACGCCUGCUGGCCGGACACUUCCGCUCUGUGGUUGGGGAAUCUCUGGUGCUUCAGUACUACGUCCUGCACCACUGCCCCCAGGAGGCCGACGCCGUGAUGUGUGCCAACCACCUCUCGACUGUCGUCUCGGAGAUGGUGGAGCGAGCCGAGGAGGAGGAGAAGAUCCCGCUCUUCAUCUUCGACGAGGCCGAGCACAUGCAGGACGAGAUCCUGGACGCUCUGUGGCAGCUGGUGGCGUCCAAACAGUCCAACGAGUACCUGAACGCCAUCUACCUGUUCCUGAGCAACCUGGGUCACACACACAUCACCAAACACAUGCUGCACAACUCAUCCAGCAUCACUGGGUCAAUGUCAGCAUCCAGUCGCCAUAGCAACCUGGUAAAAGAGCUGAUUCCUCUUCUACGCAGCACCCUGGAGAAGCUGCACCAGCUGUGGACAGAGGCGGACAUCUUACCUUUGGGCCUGCUGGAAAAAAGUCACGUGAUGGAGUGUUUCCUGGAUGAAAUGAGCCGAGAGGGUUUCUACCCGGAUCAUGCCAACAUUGAGCGCCUGGCGGGGGAGAUAGAGUACUACCCUGCUGUAGGGGAGCACGAAUACUCGCAGUCAGGCUGCAAACAAGUGGUGGCAAAGGUCAACCUGCUGUGAACGCUGGAGCAGGAAAGGUUCGGAUGUUUGACAUUCUUCAAGUCUGAAGAAACACAGAGAGACGAGGCAGAGAGAUUACAAAACACUCAGAAGUGGGUUUGAAAGAAUGUCAGAAACCGUCUGGACCAGAGGACGUUGAAAUCACCCAGAGCGCUAACAGUCCUCAACGACAGAUGCUUAAAACCAGGACCUCAUGUGGGUUUUUUGAGCUCUAAAUGACAAACUUAGAACUUUAGAAAUCUUCGUAGUCUCUCCUGGAGGAGAAAAGUCGGCAGCAGUUUGUCAGGUGUGAACUCAGAUUGUACGUCAAACAACAUCUCAGAAAAACAGGAAUUUUUAAAAAGCAGAAACGGCUGAUUGAGCCACCAGACUCCAUUCAUAAAAACAGAUAUUCUAUUGGACAACACGGUCUGAUCUGGGGGGAUACCUAGACCUGUGAUGGCUGAAGAACAGCACCAUUUUGGUCCAGACCUGCAUGUGCAUGAGUCCCAGGGUGAUCAGCGCCACUCCCGCUUCCCACAUCCAUCUCACACAUACCAGAAAUCAAGUGAAAAUAAGCCUCGCCUAGUUUUCUGCAGGCCACACGUGGAUAUCCGCCAGAAUAAGCAGAAAAGGUUUUGGAUCAGCUGUAUUAAUAUCACAACUUUUCUCAAGGAUGCUUUUAUUUUGAAGUUUUGUCAGAUAGUGAAUGAAGUCACUUGUUUUGAAGUCGUUGUUAAGGUUGUUAAGACAAAAGUCGUCAAAAAGUAAGCUGUGUUACACCAUGUAUAACAAACUUCCUGUUUUCUGCUUCCAUCUCUCUGCUCAGCUGUUUAUGAAGUCUUUGUGUGUAAAUUAAGCACCAAUUUUAAUGUCAACAAAGUCCUUUUCUAACUCCCUAAAUCAUCCUCCCUGACUCGACUCACAUAAUUUCACUAAUUAAAUACUAAGUUAUAUAAGACACCCUCCAGAUCUCUGUCUCUCUCUGCUUUUACACCUGAGUUUAAAUCAAGGACCUUUUUAUGUUUGUUUAGAUGUUAAAUCAGAGCUAAUGCUAUAAAAUACUAAAGUGAGAGAACUGAUAGAAGCUGCAAAUGACAUUUUAAGUGAGAUAAAAUUUAUAUUUUUGUUAAUGGGGUUUUGUGGCUCAGGAAUAAAUGAUGAAAAAUUUAAAGAGGUAAACUUUAACGGUUCAUCUAAAUCACUUAGAUUUAUGUCUUGAGAAACCUCACUUGGUUCUCAUCAUGCAGAUAGUUUAAAUAAGCCACAGACUGUAUAUAGAAUGGAUGCCGUCCGCCUCCUCGCUGGGUGAAGCCACUGCGAGAACAGCACCCUCUGGUGACGGGCUGCAUUAUAGGUCAUAAAACCCACUUCCUCCAGGAAUCCCCCAGGACAAACUUUAUAAAUUAGUUACACAGAAUAUCAAUUUUUCUCCCCCCUGGUUGUGAUGUUGACAUGUAGCUACUGUAAGACUGGUUUGUGUUCAAGUCCUCUUUUUUCUGUACAGCUCUGUUUUUGAAAGUUGUUAGGGGGUUCAUGUUUUCUGUGAUUGACACUUGAUAGCAGAGCGUCAUCACAGCGACUCUCUGGCCGAACGUGCACAAUGCUACUGCGCAAGUGGUGGUUCCAGGAAGUGGAAAAAAUCCUGGAAAUACUGAGAGCAAUUUAGCUUCAAAUUCAUACAAUGACAGAAGACGGAGCCAAGUUGUCCAUAACAUAUACAGUCUAUGGUAUUAACUUUGUGCUCUUUAUUUUCUAUAUUUGGUUGUUCUUGGAUGGUGGCAGAAGUUUUGAUCAAACUUCAAAAAUCUGGAAGAAUUGACCUGGUUUGUAGGUACAAUCUGAGGUUAGGUAGCAUUAACAUUCAAGAGAAUAUAUGUAGGAUUUAUACGAACUGCUCCUUUUUUACUUUGAAUGUUUGUUACUGCUAUAGUCAGCAGCUCUAUCAGACAACAGAAAUUGACUUAAAAGCAGAACAUAUCAAGCAUUAUGUGUGGGGAAAAUCAUGAACAUGUUUUAAGUUUUUAUCUUGCAAGAAAUGUAAAAUUGAAGCAGCUAACAUGAAUUUAAAGAACUUGACAUCUGUAGGAUCUUCACUUUUCAAGUCUUUGUAUUCAUUAAAAUUAAACAUAAGAAGAAUAGACUUUAAGUUACUGAAUCCACAGUCGACCUGUGAACGAUCUGCAUGAAUCUUGUAUGAAACAGUUUGAUUGAAUGAUUUGAUUAAGAUGAUUAAUUAAAGUCAAAUUUCCAUGUUUACAGAUUUGACAUCCAGAGAAAUGAAAUUAAAGGGAACCCAGACUUUCUCCAGUGUUAAUAACUUUCGAAUGAGUCAUGAAUGUUUAAAUGUUUGUAUUCAGUUUAUGUUUUAUAUAAACUUUGAUAUGUAGAUGGUGAAUUGGCAUUAAAGACAAAGUUUGAAAAAUG